CCAAGAGGCCAGAAGCACCCCACUAUCUCUUUGUCACAUCCUCCUCUCCUCUCCACUUCUCUUACUCUACCUUGAUGAUAUACUGAUAGCAAGGGACUCCAUUUUCCUCCCCUACGAGCUCUUGCUCUCCCUCAGGGAGCUGCUGUUGUAAAGCAGUAAGAGGAGGAGUAGAUGCUGUGCUUGGAUGGUGUGUAAUUACAUUCAGUGAAAGGCUAUGAUUCUGAGCCAGAUGGACCAAGUCUCGUCAGUGAUUAUAGACUGCGGCCGUUUCUGUACUGGAUGUACUGGCUUUACCAUCCUGGCCGCCCUGGAGAACUGAGCCACGGGAAAAAGGAGCACAGCAGUGAUGAGCCUGUGGACUUGGGUCGAAAGAGACCCAGAGAAGACUUCUGAGCCAUGAAAUGUACCUUUCCACCGAUAUGUCGUACCCCCCUCACCUAAAUCGGAUUCCCCAGCUGCCUCCUGGUAUCCCCCCUCCACAAUUUGGAGGGUAUCCUCCCACAGUGCCUCCAGGAGCUCCAAUGAUUCCAGUUCACAUGGGCAUAAUGACGCCUGCACCAACGGUACUGGUCCCCUCCACAGUAUCUGUGACACAGAAGCCAACAGUGGUAAGGAAGGAGGCAAUCACAACACAAGCCAAGGGGACAGAGGAGAGUAGUAACAACACCAACACUACUGCCACCACUGGUGGCCCAACCACCACAGUGUUUGUGGGAAACAUUUCAGAAAAAGCUUCAGACAUGCUUGUCCGACAGCUUCUAUCGAAGUGUGGCCUGGUUCUCAGCUGGAAAAGAGUCCAGGGAGCCUCUGGAAAACUUCAAGCGUUUGGGUUCUGUGAGUACAAGGAACCUGAGUCCACCCUCCGGGCCCUGCGGCUGCUCCACGAGCUGCAGAUCGGGGACAAGAAGCUGCUGGUGAAGGUCGACGCCAAGACCAAGGCCCAGCUGGACGAGUGGAAGGCCAAGAAAAGAAAUGCCAAUGGGGCAGCAAAGCCUGAGGAUGGUACAAAGGACGAGGACGAUGAAGAGGAGAGUUUGGAUGAAGAGACAAAGCGCCGGGACCAGACCGUGAAAGGGGCAAUCGAAGGCCUAAUUCGUGAGUACUCCAGUGAGCUCAAUGCCCCCUCUCAGGACUCGGACUCACACCCCCGCAAGAAGCGGAAAGAGAAGAAAGAGGAGGUAACAUUAUCACUCUCCCUUCUCAGUCUGUUUACUUUGUUUCUGUCCUAGGAGGAUAUCAAUGCCAUCGAGAUGGAGGAGGACAAAAGAGACUUAAUAUCCAGAGAGAUCAGCAAGUUCAGAGACACUCACAAGAAACUGGAGGAGGAGAAGGAGAAGGAGCGGCUGGAGCUGGAGCGCGAGCGGCGGGAGCGGGACAAGGAGCUGCCUUGAGGAGCGCGAAGGAGGGACCGGAGGGACGAGAGGAGAGAAGGAGAUUGGCGAAGCGACCUCAAGGAGCGGGAGAAGGAGCGCGAGAGGGAGCGCGAGCGAGACCGAGACCGCGACAGGGAGUGGGAGAGGAACAAGGAGAGGGAGCGCGAGCGCGAGAGGGAGCGCGAGGAGAGGAGCCGCGACCGGAGCCGUGACCGCAGCAGGUCCAGGGAGCGUAACCGGGAAGAGAAGAAGAGAGACCGGGAGGAGGAUGAGGAGGAGGCGUACGAACGGCGGAAACUUGAGAGGAAGCUCAGGGAGAAGGAGGCCGCCUACCAAGAGCGGCUGAAGAACUGGGAGAUCAGGGAGAGGAAGAAAGCGCGGGAUUACAGCAAAGAUGCUGAAAGAGAAGACGAGCGACGUCGAGAAAUGGCUAAAGAGGCCAAACGGCUGAAGGAGUUUUUGGAGGAUUACGACGAUGAUCGGGACGACCCAAAAUACUACAGGGGGAGUGCUCUUCAGAAGCGCACGAGGGACCGCGAGAAGGAGCAGGAGAGGAGGAGGAGGAGGAGGAGGAGGGAGGAGGAGGAGGAGGAGGAGGAGGAGGAGGAGGAGGAGGAGGAGGAGGAGGAGGAGGAGGAGGAGGAGGAGGAGGAGGAGGAGGAGGAGGAGGAGGAGGAGGAGGAGGAGGAGGAGGAGGAGGAGGAGGAGGAGGAGGAGGAGGAGGAGGAGGAGGAGGAGGAGGAGGAGGAGGAGGAGGAGGAGGAGGAGGAGGAGGAGGAGGAGGAGGAGAAGCCCUGCCUGAAGCCCACGCUCCGGCCAAUCACCUCGGCGCCGUCCAUCUCCUCCGCCAGUGGCAAUGGCACACCCCUCACACCCGGCAACGAGUCGCCCUGCGGCAUCAUCAUCCCCCAUGAGAACUCGCCGGAAGCCCAGCCUACUGAGGAGCACCGGCCAAAGAUCGGCCUCAGCCUCAAGCUAGGAGCCGCAGGCAGCCCUGGUCAGCCACACGUGGUCAAGCGCAAGAAGCUUGCGACAGUGGACAGUGUCUUCAACCGCUUCGAUGAGGAAGAGGAAUCGGAGGCGCCCCGCAAGCGCAAGCUGGUGCCGCUGGACUACGGCGAGGACGACCGCGGCGGCAACCUGGGACUGGACGGUCUGGACGUGAGCGCGACCAAGGGCGGCGCCAACAGCGAAGAGAAGCGCCGGCACAUCAAGAGCCUGAUCGAGAAGAUCCCUACGGCCAAGACGGAGCUCUUCUCCUACCCACUGGACUGGUCCAUAGUAGACUCGACUCUAAUGGAGCGGCGGAUUAGGCCAUGGAUCAACAAGAAGAUCAUCGAGUACAUUGGCGAGGAGGAGGCCACUCUGGUUGACUUUGUAUGCUCCAAGGUGAUGGCGCACAGCACCCCACAAACUAUACUCGAUGAUGUUGCCAUGGUGCUGGAUGAGGAAGCUGAGGUCUUCAUAGUGAAAAUGUGGCGGCUGCUGAUUUAUGAAACUGAGGCCAAGAAGAUAGGCCUGGUGAAGUAAAGGUUCCGGUUAGAGGGGCGAAGUCUGUCUGCCCUGCCUGUGCCCUCCCCCCCCAGACUAUUUAUUUAACCCCAUGCAGACUAUGGGUCCUCAGAAACGGCACGACCACAAGAGCAUGGGCCUACACACCCCUGUCCUGCUAGAGAGAAAGCUCCUGUACAAAGUGGUGUGUAUGUAUGUAUGGUAUGUAUUUGUGUGUGUGUGCGUGUGCGUGCGUUUGUGUGCGUGCACAUGUGGUUGGGUGUGCGUGUGUGUGUGUGUGUGUGUGUGUGUGUUAAAGGGAGAGAGAUGUUAAUGUGGAAGUGCUAAAAUGUGACCUGGCUCCAUGGCCAAUCUGUUGGCCAAAUAGGGGUGAGAUGGACUAUGGCCUGUUGCGGUUUCUUUUUUUAAAUAUGGCUCCUGCCACCAAAGUUCAGCCUUCUCCGCCAUGCACUUGCUUCCAGUUUGGAUGAUCGAUGAGCACUCAGGGCGACUCUUCUGACAGGUGUCACUAAGAGGACUGCCCUGGUUUAUCAUAGUCUGUAUUUAUAAUGAGCUUGGCAGGAGGCCCACCCAGAUCAUUGAAGAGACCGGAUGAAAGUUUGUUUUGGAAUGUGGGGUCUGUCUUUGAAAUGUUUUGGUUUUUGAGAAAUAUGGGUGCUUUGCACUCUGACCCACAAGACUUUUGUGUCCAUAGUAAGUGUCCAUGACUAUAAAAUUAAAUAAUGCUUUCCUAAA
Messenger RNA from Alosa alosa (allis shad), 3620 nucleotides. It is a transcript of the gene rbm25a, whose product is annotated as RNA binding motif protein 25a. Gene Ontology annotation, molecular function: mRNA binding. The record is from RefSeq and is a predicted model, not a curated record. Gene Ontology annotation, cellular component: spliceosomal complex. Gene Ontology annotation, biological process: regulation of alternative mRNA splicing, via spliceosome; mRNA processing. Lineage: Eukaryota; Metazoa; Chordata; Actinopteri; Clupeiformes; Clupeidae.